This is a messenger RNA of Gossypium raimondii (Peruvian cotton), 1986 nucleotides long. RefSeq names its product transcription factor E2FA. Gene Ontology annotation, biological process: regulation of transcription by RNA polymerase II. Gene Ontology annotation, molecular function: DNA-binding transcription factor activity, RNA polymerase II-specific; protein dimerization activity; RNA polymerase II cis-regulatory region sequence-specific DNA binding. The record is from RefSeq and is a predicted model, not a curated record. The coding region runs from base 151 to 1590 and encodes 479 amino acids. The transcript is spliced from 14 exons. Gene Ontology annotation, cellular component: RNA polymerase II transcription regulator complex. Lineage: Eukaryota; Viridiplantae; Streptophyta; Magnoliopsida; Malvales; Malvaceae.
ACAUUUAUCCGAACAAAAGAUUCCCUCCCUUUUCCCUCGUUUUCUACUCUCUCUCUAACGUCUAAACUAAAACCCUCACUUUCUCUCUCUUCCUAUUCCCCCAAUUCCAAUUAUACCCCCACCUCCUUCCCCUAGAAAUCAUAUACCUCCAUGUCCGGCGGGGCUGGAGCCUCCGAUGGUCCCACGCUGCCGUAUCAACCUUCUCCCACGGCUUCAACAGCACCAGCUUCGACGGUUCCUUCGGUUGUUCCGCCGAUACGUCGUCACCUGGCCUUCGCUUCGACGAAGCCGCCGUUUGUUCAUCCCGAUGAUUAUCACAGAUUUUCAUCUAGUAAUAGUCGUGGAAUCGUCGCCGAUCAAGAAGUUGAAGCAAUUGUUGUGAGAUUUCCACAAUUAAAAAGGAAAAGCGCAGCAGACAAAAAUGAAGUUGAGUCUAGCCAAUGGACAAGCAGUCCAGGAGUUACCAGCAUAUCCAACAGUCCCUUCCAGACACCCGUAUCUGCUAAAGGAGGAAGGAUAGAUAAUAGAUCAAAAACCUCAAAAGCCAACAAAUCAAUGCCUCAAACACCUGUGUCAAAUGCUGGUUGUCCAUCUCCUCUUACACCUGCUGGCAGCUGCCGGUAUGAUAGUUCUCUAGGUCUGUUGACGAAGAAGUUUGUCAAUCUUAUGAAGCAUGCUGAAGAUGGUAUCCUUGACCUAAAUAAGGCUGCAGAAACAUUGGAGGUGCAGAAGAGGAGGAUAUAUGAUAUAACAAAUGUCUUGGAGGGCAUUGGUCUUAUCGAAAAGAAGUUCAAAAACAGAAUACAGUGGAAGGGUGUUGGUGCUUCAAAGCCAGGAGAAACAGAUGGCGAUGUCUCUGUAAUACAGGAGGAAAUUGAGAACCUUUCCAUGGAAGAGAGGAGAUUAGAUGAUCAAAUAAGAGAAAUGCAGGAAAGGUUGAGGGAUUUGAGUGAGAAUGAGAACAAUCAGAAGUUGCUUUUUGUGACUGAAGAGGACAUCAAGGGUAUACCUUGUUUUCAGAAUGAAACCCUGAUAGCAAUUAAAGCUCCACAUGGAACAACUCUCGAAGUACCUGAUCCUGAUGAAGAUGUUGAUUAUCGACAAAGGAGAUACAGGAUAAUCCUUAGAAGCACAAUGGGUCCGAUUGAUGUUUACCUAGUCAGCCAAUUUGAGGAAAAGUUUGAAGAGAUGAAUGGCGUUGAACCACCUCUGAGAGUCCCACUUGCUUCAAGUUCUGGCUCUAAUGAAAACCAAGUUGAGUUGGUCAAUACAGUGAGCAUCCAAAAGGAGAUUGAACUACAGGCUCAGCAAACUCAUCAAAUCUGCUCUGAUAUAAAUGCUACACAAGAGUCUGUUGGGGGAAUGAUGAGAAUUGUUCCAUCGGAUAUUGACAAUGAUGCGGAUUAUUGGCUUCUAUCAGAUGCCGAUGUUAGCAUUACAGAUAUGUGGAAGACAGAUUGUGUUGAAUGGAGCGGAGUAGAUAUGCUUCAUUCAGACUUCGGAAUGGCUGAGGUCGGUACCCCAAGGCCAGAAAGUCCACCUUCUAGAAUGACCGAAGUGCCAUCUUCUGAUUUUAAAUCAACUCGAUAGGUAAGAUUAUUUUCCUGACGAAAUUCUGCAGAACAAAUGCCAGCUAGGGGUUAUUCCAAUUUACUCCAGGGUUGAGCUAUUUUUCCUAUCCCAUGGUUUUAACUAUAGAAAUAAAAAGUGUCGGCAUCAGAAUUCUGGUCCAUCUAAUCUGGUUAUAUAUGCACAUUAACAACAUCCUUUUCUUGAUCUGAGUUGCUUAAUUUGUCAUUAGUUUUUUACAUAUCAAAAUCGAAAAAGCAGCCUUACUAAAUGUAGAUGUGUAGAAUUGGUGCAUCGAGAUGAUAAUCAUUGGAUCAAUCUUGUUGUUUGUACGAAUUCGAUCCAUUGUAUAUUUGAGGUUGUGACCUUGGCAUCUAUAAAUAAUCACAUGAUUAUAGGAAUCCAAUUAUUUUUCUA